AUGACCUGCUGUGAAGGAUGGACAUCCUGCAAUGGAUUCAGCUUGCUGGUUCUUCUUCUACUGGGAAUAGGUCUCAACGCAAUCCCUCUAAUUGUCAACUUAGUUGAUGAAGGCCAAGUUUUCAAAAACCCCAUCUCUUGCUUUGAGUGGUGGUUCCCAGGAAUUAUAGGAGCAGGGCUGAUGGCUGUUCCAGCAACAACAAUGUCCUUGGCAGCAAGAAAGAGAGCAUGCUGUAACAACAGGAUUGGGAUGCUUCUGUCGUCACUUCUGAAUGUAAUCACAGUCAUCGGUGCCGUGUACUGCAUGCUGGUAUCUCUACAGGCUCUCUCAGAAGGGCCUCUCAUUUGUAACUCGCAAGUUGCAAACAGCACUUCCAGUUGUGAAUUUUCAUUCAAUAACCUAAGCGACAUCCAUCCGGAACCCAUCAAUCUUCAGUGGUUCUUCAGGGAAACCUGCGUGGCUGCUUCUGAUGUCAGUGAUCCCACCAUCAGCAGUAGCACCGCCAGUAACGGGAGGCACUCUGGCUUUCACUUCAACUCUAAAGAAAACAAACACAGGACGAUCCAUUUAUCAGUGUUCCUGGGCCUACUGAUUGUAGGGAUUCUCGAGGUCCUGUUUGGGCUCAGUCAGAUGGCCAUCGGUCUUCUGGGCUGUCUGUGUGGAGUCACGAAGCGGAGAAGUAGGAUUGUGUAG
Hyaena hyaena (striped hyena) is the source of this 693-nucleotide messenger RNA. It is a transcript of the gene TM4SF20, whose product is annotated as transmembrane 4 L six family member 20. The transcript is spliced from 4 exons. The record is from RefSeq and is a predicted model, not a curated record. Gene Ontology annotation, cellular component: membrane. Lineage: Eukaryota; Metazoa; Chordata; Mammalia; Carnivora; Hyaenidae. Bases 1 to 693 code for a protein of 230 amino acids.